This is a messenger RNA of Apodemus sylvaticus (European woodmouse), 2762 nucleotides long. RefSeq names its product poly(ADP-ribose) polymerase family member 3 (gene Parp3). Lineage: Eukaryota; Metazoa; Chordata; Mammalia; Rodentia; Muridae. The coding region runs from base 359 to 1957 and encodes 532 amino acids. The transcript is spliced from 11 exons. Gene Ontology annotation, molecular function: NAD+ poly-ADP-ribosyltransferase activity. Gene Ontology annotation, cellular component: site of double-strand break. The record is from RefSeq and is a predicted model, not a curated record.
CUGCAUGUGCCUAGUCAAAGCUGCGUGAGGGGCCCAGUCAGUCCCUGCAGCUUUGGAUACGUCUAGAUUACUGUCCUCUCAUCUGUGGGACCGGCCACCGACCUCGACUUAGCCAGCCUCUGACUCACCCCACUAGCGGCCAAAUGACUGGAAUUCUACACCACCCCUAAGCUCUUUCCCCUCCUCUAGUGGUUGCUGGGAAAUCCCUACCAAAGACAAGCAGAAGGCUCACGAAGGGUCACUAGAUGGGAUCCCAGACUUGGAAUUUGUUUCUUAGGAGGCACUGUCAGCAUUCCUGAUACCAGGCUGGAUAACAACCAUCUAUCUCUUCCGGGGUCCUGUUUCUUUGGGGAGAGCCAUGGCUCCAAAACGAAAGUCUUCCGUGCAGACAGAGGGCUCCAAGAAGCAGCGACAGGGGACAGGCGAGGAGGACAGCUUCCGGUCCACUGCUGAGGCUCUCAGAGCAGCGCCUGCUGAUACUCGCAUCAUCCGUGUGGAUCCCUCAUGUCCACUCAGCAAGAACCCCGGAAUUCAGGUCCACGAGGACUACGACUGUACCCUGAACCAGACCAACAUCGGCAACAACAACAACAAGUUCUACAUCAUCCAGCUGCUGGAGGAGGGCAGUCGCUUCUUCUGCUGGAAUCGCUGGGGCCGAGUGGGAGAGAUGGGCCAGAGCAAGAUGAACCACUUCGCCUGCCUGGAAGAUGCGAAGAAGGACUUUAAGAAGAAAUUUUGGGAGAAGACUAAAAACAAGUGGGAGGAGCGGGGCCACUUUGUGGCCCAUCCCAACAAGUACACACUUAUAGAAGUCCAGGGAGAAGCGGAGUCCCAAGAGGCUGUCGUGAAGGCCUUCUCUCCGCAGGUGGAUGGCGGCCCCGUGAGGACUGUGGUUAAGCCCUGCUCCCUCGACCCUGCCACCCAGAAGCUUGUCACCAACAUCUUCAGCAAAGAGAUGUUCAGGAACGCCAUGUCCCUCAUGAACCUGGAUGUGAAGAAGAUGCCCUUGGGAAAACUAAGCAAGCAACAGAUUGCCCGCGGCUUCGAGGCCUUGGAAGCUCUAGAGGAGGCCAUGCAAAACCCCACAGAGGAUGGCCAGAGCCUGGAAGAGCUCUCCUCCUGCUUCUACACCGUCAUCCCACACAACUUCGGCCGAAGCCGACCCCCACCCAUCAACUCCCCCGACAUUCUUCAGGCCAAGAAGGACAUGCUGCUGGUGCUAGCGGACAUCGAGCUGGCCCAGACCUUACAGGCAGCCCCUGGCGAGGAGGAGAAAGUGGAAGAGGUGCCACACCCACUGGACCGAGACUACCAGCUCCUCCGGUGCCAGCUUCAACUGCUGGACUCUGGGGAGUCCGAAUACAAGGCAAUACAGACCUACCUGAAACAGACUGGCAACAGCUACCGAUGCCCAGCCCUGCAGCACGUUUGGAAAGUGAACCGGGAAGGGGAGGGAGACAGGUUCCAGGUCCACUCCAAACUCAGCAACCGGAGGCUGUUGUGGCACGGCACCAAUGUGGCCGUGGUGGCUGCUAUCCUCACCAGCGGGCUCCGAAUCAUGCCACAUUCGGGAGGUCGUGUUGGCAAGGGUAUCUAUUUUGCCUCGGAGAACAGCAAGUCAGCGAGCUAUGUUACUGCCAUGCGCUGUGAGGGCCACCAGGUGGGCUACAUGUUCCUGGGCGAGGUGGCCCUCGGCAAAGAGCACCACAUCACCACGGAUGAUCCCAGCUUGAGGAAUCCACCCCCUGGCUUUGACAGCGUCAUCGCCCGAGGCCAAACAGAGCCUGAUCCCGCACUGGACAUUGAAUUAGAGCUGGAUGGGCAGCCGGUGGUGGUGCCCCAAGGCCGACCUGUGGCGUGCCCAUCUUUCAAAAGCUCCAGCUUCAGUCAGAGCGAGUACCUCAUCUACAAGGAGAGCCAGUGUCGCCUGCGCUACCUGCUGGAGGUUCACCUCUGAGCUGCUGGCCCUCUCCAGGCCCCGCCCGGCCCGCCCUCCGGGCCAUGGUCUUCACCCUCCUCUCUCUGGCUCCCAUAACACUUUGUCUCCCAAGAAUAUAACACAUGCCAGGCACGCACGUGGCACACACCCGUAGCCUCAGCUACUGGUGGCAGGGGCAGAGUCAAGAAAAGCAUUUUACCCUGGGAUUUGGACUCUAACCUAGGCUACAUAGUAAGACAUGUCUCAAAAAAUUACAAUCACGAAUCAAAAGCAAAUAACAAUGUUUUGAAGCAGGCCAUGAUUCCCUCCUAUAAUCCCAGUACUUGGGACACUGAGACAGGAGAAUCACUGUGUGUUCAAGGUCAGCCUAGGUGAGAUAGUUCCAGGCUAGCCUGAGCUAUAGAUGAUGACCCUGCCUCAAAAAUAUAGAAGCCAGCCGGGCGGUGGUGGCGCAUGCCUGUAAUCCCAGCACUCUGGGAAGCAGAGGCAGGAGGAUUUCUGAGUUCGAGGCCAGCCUGGUCUACAGAGUGAGUUCCAGGACAGCCAGGGCUACACAGAGAAACCCUGUCUCGAAAAAACCAAAACCAAAUCCAAAUAUAUAUAUAUAUAUAUGCCAACGUUCCAGUCAAUAAUAGACUGCACAUACUAAACUUAUGUCACCUAAUGACACCGUUGCCAUUUCAGAUUAUGUGAAUGGGUCUACACACAAUGACAAAAUCACUCAGCGACACGUGCGUGAGAACGUAUCACCAUCAUGAGGUGGAAAACGACCUCACAUUGUCAUUAUCUAUAAUCAAUGUUGUGCAAUAGAUUCUUAAACUCA